ACUGAUAACUUAAGUGUGCGUUGAGAAAAACAUAGUUUUUUUCAAGACUCGAUGUACUUAUUCGCGCUCGCUUAACGAUAUUCAGUUAGUCGAAUAUGCACGAAGACCACAGGAGAUUCCUGCGCGGAAGAUCUUCGCAGGUAUUGGCUUCCAUAACCGGAACGCUCGUGGCAUGUUCAGACGGAAUGUCUUUUGGUUGGACAUCGCCGAUGGUCCCUUAUCUGUUAGACGAAAACAACUCGCACAUACACACUACGCAUAAACAAGGAGAAUGGCUGGAAACCAUUUCGCUUAUAGGGGCUUUCUGCGGGCUGCCUAUUACCAUCUACUGUGUAGAUAAAAUCGGGAGAAAAAAGUCUCUACUCUUAGCCGCCGUUGUAGUACUUUUAAACUGGAUCACUAUAGGUCUCGCCGACAGAAUCGAAUAUGUUUUUGUAGCAAGAUUCUUUUCCGGCAUGGCCGGGGACAUGUCUUUCGUAGCGGCACCCAUGUACAUUGCGGAAAUAGCAGACUCAAAAAUUCGCGGUCUCCUUUCUUCAAUCAUAUAUCUCAUGAUGCUGGCAGGUUUGUUGCUGGUCUACACUUUGGGUCCAUUCGCGCCCUUCUAUGCGAUACCCAUCGCCGGAGUAGUUGUCUCGGCGAUCCAACUGUUGGUCUUUACUUUCAUGCCGGAAAGUCCGUAUUAUUUACUAUACAAGGGAAGAGAUGCUGAAGCGAAGGAAUCGCUGGCGAGGUUACGAUCACCUCGGUCCGACAUAGAUAGAGAGAUUAAAGAUAUUUCUCAAGCGAUCGAGAGGCAGAAAAUGGAAAAAGGACGGCCACAAGAUUUGAUUCUGGUACCCAGCAACAGGAAGGCGAUUACGAUCAUGACCGUUUUAAAUGCCGGUCAACACAUGUCGUGCCUGAGCGUGAUGUACAUGAACCUACAUCCAAUACUGAACAAAGCUGGGUCGGUUUACUUGGACAACAAUCUAACCGCCAUAGUAUUUGCCGUUAUCAUGUUCGGAGCAUCACUCUGCGCAAGCUUCACUAUCGACAGGUUCGGUCGGAAGGCAAUAUUGAUCGCGUCCACCCUCUUGACGAUGUUCUGCCUGCUAUCUCUAGCAGUCUAUUUUCACUUGCAAUACUUGGGAGUCGACGUAGCUUUCAUCAGCUGGAUACCCAUUGUAUCCGUUUUGGUAUACGCGGGAGUAUUCAAAUAUGGGUUGGGCUUGGUACCAAUCGUACUAACAGCCGAGAUCUUUCCGGCUCCGAUGAAAGCGAUAGGCAUGACCGUCGCCGACGUAAUGUUCGUCCUCGGCGGUAUUAUAUCGCUGCAGAUAUAUCAGUUGCUGUCGAAAUACGGUAUGCAUAUCCCCUUUUACGUUUUCACCGCUAGCGCCUUUCUCGUGCUGUUGUACUCGUGCUGCUGUAUUCCCGAGACAAAAGGCAAGACUUUGGACGAGAUUCAGUCGAUGCUGAAGAACGAGAAGGUCAAAGGAAAAGUCGAAGGACAUGCGAUGCGCGACAUCAACCACCCCUGAGGCACGAAGGUUGUUUAGGUGAUCCGGGUACGAAAUACCCCGUCCGGCUCCUGAAAGGUUCGUUUGGAGUUUUCUCGAAUGAGAAAUGCACCUUGAGAAAUAAAGCGUUAUGAAAAUUAUCAGCUGCUUAUUUGCGAUAUUCUUUUAUUUAUCUAUAUAGGAGUUUGGUAAUAUCUGUGUGAGAUCUUAAUUCUAUUUGUGAGGAUUUUCCUCAAUCCUGUUUAUAAUGACAAUUUUCCAUAGGCUUUCCUUGCGAUCGACUAAACGAGCCACUUUUUGCUAGAUUUCUAUGUAUGUUAGAAAAUAUUCUCCAAUGUGGUUGUCGUCUUUGUAGAAGUCGUGUUCCUUUUGCCGUAUAGCGGCACGCGUCUUACGUUGCAAUGACCUUAAAUAAAAUGAAUAUCGGCUAAUUUUCUGUUAAAAAAAUGCUCCAUACUUAAAAAAAAACUUUAGAGACAAUGUAAACCAAGAACAUCUUAACAGUCAGACUGAAGAAAAAAGUCUGGAAGUAAACCUACAAAAAGUUAUUGCGGUUUUUGUUAUC
Messenger RNA from Cylas formicarius (sweet potato weevil), 2067 nucleotides. RefSeq names its product facilitated trehalose transporter Tret1-like. Gene Ontology annotation, molecular function: transmembrane transporter activity. The transcript is spliced from 5 exons. Lineage: Eukaryota; Metazoa; Arthropoda; Insecta; Coleoptera; Brentidae. The record is from RefSeq and is a predicted model, not a curated record. Gene Ontology annotation, cellular component: membrane. Gene Ontology annotation, biological process: transmembrane transport. The coding region runs from base 96 to 1523 and encodes 475 amino acids.